AACUGUUCAUAUCUGCCCCACAAAAGACUUUGUCAAGCUCUACAUAGAAUUCGGUGCAUUCCGAGGUAACUCACGUGUAUAUCAUCCCAAUUGCCUCGUUGUGUCAGUCAGGUCAAGGAUCUUGUUGUCUGUACAUAGCCGCUGCGCGCUAUGGACCCUCCUAACCCGAAGCCUCAGAAAGAAAUGUCCAUCGCGACUCCGAUGUUCGAAAAUGCCAAAGAUUUCAUGAUAAUGAACAGCGUCUUCAACAGCGUUGGCCGCGAUCUGAUAUACAAUAUCAGCCAUGCCGAUCAAUUCAAAGGCCUUUAUCGACUGUACAAGUCGGCAUCCACGUCUGCUAUGUAUAAUUCAGAAACCCAAUAUCCACCUGCUAGGUGUCAUGGAGGCACUCGUGAAGCGGUCCUCAGCAGACUGUCACAAUGGAUCGCUAAUCCCAAACAGGAGUCACAGAUAUGCUGGCUAUACGGCGGCGCUGGAGUCGGAAAGUCGUCCGUCGCUCAAACAGUAGCAGAACGAUUUGCGCAUGAAGGGAAAUUGGCAGCUACCUUUUUCUUCUGGCGAGACGACCCUGCGCGUAAUAGCAUUCGGCGCUUAAUUCCUAGUCUCGUUUUCCAAUUAACCAAUGCCAUUCCGAGGCUACGCACAGCGAUAAACGCUGUGGUUGAAUCCAACAUCAUGAUUCUAGAUGCUCCUCUCGAAGAACAGUUCCGUGAACUGAUCUUGCAGCCCUUUCAAGGCCUAAAUAAUUCCGAAGAGAGUUCUCCACUUCUGGUCAUCCUAGAUGGUCUGGAUGAAUGCAUAGAUGGUCGCAGCCAAGAACGCGUUCUCCUUUCUAUUGCUAGGGGACUGGUAUCUGGCGGGAUACCUCUUAUCUUUUUGGUGACUAGUCGACCAGAACCCCGGAUCAAAAACGUUUUUGAAACACUUGCACACAUCUGUACCCGGGUUGCGCUUGAAGAUUCUGACGAAGAUAUUCGAAAAUAUCUCUCGGAUGGGUUCGCGCAGAUAUAUUCUCGUCGUUCGACUACUAUGUAUCAAGUUCAUCAACCUUGGCCCACUUCGAAACAGUUAGAUGAACUAGUCUACAAAGCAUCAGGCCAAUUCAUCUUUGCCUCCACAGUGCUUCAGUUUGUGGAUGACGAUUACUCCCUUCCCUCUGAACGUCUGCGUAUUGUUUUGGGUUUGACAGACCCUGAAGAUGUACAUAAUAUAGUGGGAGUACCGCUUUUUGAUGAGCCAGAAUAUGCAUCUUCCGAUCGGCCAUUUGGCGAAUUGGAUAAAUUAUACCAGGGUAUACUGUCCGCCAAUCCAAAUUCCGAACAGCUUGUACGAAUUAUUGGAAGCAUCGUAGUCUUUCAUGACAUCAUGACGCCCACAACAAAGAUGCUCGAGGAAUUACUCGCCUUGCAACCAGGCGCAGUCUCCGCCACUCUUUCAGGAAUGCAUUCGCUACUAAAGACCACUCCUGACUUGACCCAUGUAGCGCCUCAUCUCCUCCCAAUUGAAUUCGCACAUAAAUCAUUUUCCGACUUUUCACUCGAUCCGAACCGCGCUGAUAGAUUUUUCAUUGAUCGUUCAGCCCAUCACAACUACCUGGCGCGCCGUUGUUUGAAACUCAUGCGGGAGAAAAGUCUCUCACCAUCCUUUGCUGGAAGGAUGCAAGCCUGGGGGUUGCGCCCGCUGGUCAGGCUUAAACCUUUCACAUAUGCUCUUGGUCAAGAAUUGGUAUAUCACUGCAACUGGGCAUAUCAUUGUACCUCUGCUAUAACGACUCCAGAGUUGAUGCAUGAGCUACGGGCAACAGACAUCUAUGCUUAUGCUAAUCGUUUAGUUUUUCUCGGGCCACAUCUCUACCAUUCAGCUUGGAAAUCGAUUACGCAAGUGGGAACUUUCAUUGGCGAAGUGAAUCGUGUUAAACGUUGGGCUGAGAAUAAACAAAAUCCUCCAAAAGAUCUUGUUCAACGUUUUCAUAAGUUUUCUCUCGGAUUCUAUGUCUCUGUUGUGGGAACCUGUCAUGAUUGGAACAUGCAACUCGCUACCUUGGGGAACUUGUUGGCAUUCAACGCUAUAAUUCCUGACGUUGACCUGGGGUUCGACCUCUACAAUAGCGAGAAAGUCUUCUGCCAGAUCAUCGGCUGCGAUGAAUCACAACUUGCUGACUUGAGACACAUUUGUCCGCUAAGGAUUUCAGCUGAAUCAGAAUCAUCUCCGCAUUCAAGUGCCAACUACUCCAAUGGUUUUGCAUCCCCUGGUACACAAAGUAUUCAUACAGUAUUUGUCGAUUUGACCAACUGUCAUGCCACACUUGCAGUGCGCUGCAUGGAAACCCUUAUAAACGACAACGAUAACUUUCUAUAUGCCGAGAGAUACUGGUGCAAGCAUCUCGCUCGAGCGUGUCCGCGCCAUGAUCUUAUGGUAUCUCUGGAAGAGUACAUACGCAACGGCCGAUUGGACAACGAUCUAGAGUCAGUAAAUGAAGUAUUCAAAUGGUUGAAGGUACCAUGAACAGGAGCUUCCUGCAGGGGAACAUUCUUCGACCUCAAGGAUGCUACUGACCACCUUGGGUAACAUUCUUCGUCCUGCGUCGCUAGAGAUCCAGGGAUCGCAAUCUAAAUCAAGCUCGGAUUCAGAUGUCGAGUCGAGCGAGGACGUAUUUUUUGACUGUGACGCAUAUGAAUAAACCGUUAUUUGCGGUUUAUGUGCUCCAGAUGUGUUCCGUAUUCUUAGGCCAAUUUCUAU
Lentinula edodes (shiitake mushroom) is the source of this 2739-nucleotide messenger RNA. RefSeq lists its product as uncharacterized. The coding region runs from base 151 to 2505 and encodes 784 amino acids. The record is from RefSeq and is a predicted model, not a curated record. The transcript has 4 exons. Lineage: Eukaryota; Fungi; Basidiomycota; Agaricomycetes; Agaricales; Omphalotaceae.